Molecule: messenger RNA, 1225 nt
Organism: Lineus longissimus
Lineage: Eukaryota; Metazoa; Nemertea; Pilidiophora; Heteronemertea; Lineidae
Exons: 2
Coding region: 150-653 (167 amino acids)
Source: RefSeq, a predicted model, not a curated record
CUUUUGCAUACCCGGUCUCGCCUGUCUCGAGUGGAGAGUGGGCACAUUCCGCCUUGGAUCGUCAAGAAAGACAGUCGCACUCUUCUGUCAGGCGCCGGAGGAGGUCUUCGAAACGUUUUGAAUUUCGCUUCCCAUCAGAAUCUUAGAAGAUGGCCUACGACAACGGUUUCAUGUGUCGCCUCUUCAGCGUGAAGCACCGUGAAUACUUGUACGCUGCGAGCCAGGAUCCUUUCGACGAAGACAGGAGAAGCAUAUUCACGUGGAAGGCCGGCGAUUCCGAUUCCAUGUGCAACUGGAAGUUGAUCCCAGCAACACAUGAUUACGGCACGGAGCGGAAGUUCUACGUCUACAAUGAUCACCAGAAGGAAUACCUAUACGCGGCCUCCCAGUCCCCGUAUGACGGUGAGCGGCGCCAUGUUUUCACCUGGCGGAGGAACCAGGAGCGAGACGACAUGAUGUUGUGGCGCCUUGAACCAACCUCGAAGCCAGGUGUAUUCGCGUUGUACAACCCGUACCAGAAAGAAUACCUGUACGCAGCUGAUUUCGAUUAUGACAGUCAACGUCGCAGGGUGUUCACAUGGAGGCCUGGCGUCCGCUGCGGUAGCCAAGGACACUGGAGAGUUGAAUGGCUGGGACAGAAUCCGUUGAACUAGAUGUCAGGGCACGAAAAUUGGCCUUCCGUCAUGUUACAGUCAAUAGAGAGGUUACGUUGCGACGGUGAGAGUUUCGUCGUAUAGCGGCGGAACCUUUCUAUUGACAGAAACGUGAAGGGGCGUUGGAUCAUGCACUAGGACCCCACUAUGUGAUAUUCAAGUAAAUUGGAGGUUUUGUAUGACACGUGUCUUGAUCAUGACUUUCAUGAGCCCAAUGAACGAGAUCUUACAGGGAGCUUUAGGCAGGAACCAUGACUAAUCUUAAGGUGACUGAUAUAAACAUCUAUACACGCAGUAAUACACAGUAAGGGCACUGGGUCAUGUUUGAUUCAGCACUAUAUUCCUCGUACAAGCGCGAAUAGUUGCAACGUACUGUUAGAUAAGAGAGACCCCUAUUGGCCAGUGCAUGUUACUUUAUCUUGCCUAUCACUAGCUGCCUCUGAGACCCUUUAAACUGAUACUGUGAGUGGCACAGAAGUAAUUUGUAAACAAUGUGAAAAUUCUAUUGAAUGUGUAAAGAUUCCUUAUCACACAAGAUCUUUAUUAAAAUUGUGAAUCGGAAUAGCUGAUUA